Molecule: messenger RNA, 1452 nt
Organism: Python bivittatus (Burmese python)
Lineage: Eukaryota; Metazoa; Chordata; Lepidosauria; Squamata; Pythonidae
Gene: POLR2E
Product: RNA polymerase II, I and III subunit E
Biological process (GO): tRNA transcription by RNA polymerase III; transcription by RNA polymerase II; transcription elongation by RNA polymerase I
Cellular component (GO): RNA polymerase I complex; RNA polymerase III complex; RNA polymerase II, core complex
Molecular function (GO): DNA binding
Source: RefSeq, a predicted model, not a curated record
GGAGCCGUCCUGGGGUUUUCUUUGCACCGGCGCAGCAGCCUUGUGAGGCAGCGCCAUGGACGACGAAGAAGAGACCUAUCGAUUAUGGAAAAUCAGGAAAACGAUUAUGCAGCUGUGUCAUGAUCGAGGCUACUUGGUGACACAGGAUGAAUUGGAUCAGACUCUGGAAGAGUUCAAAGCCCAGUUUGGUGAUAAGCCGAGUGAAGGGCGUCCUCGGCGUACUGAUCUCACAGUGUUGGUGGCCCAUAAUGAUGAUCCUACUGAUCAGAUGUUUGUCUUUUUCCCAGAGGAACCAAAAGUUGGGAUUAAGACCAUCAAGAUGUACUGCCAGCGAAUGCAAGAGGAAAACAUUACCCGGGCCCUUAUUGUGGUGCAACAAGGCAUGACUCCAUCUGCCAAACAGUCUCUAGUAGACAUGGCCCCCAAGUACAUCCUUGAACAAUUCCUUCAGCAGGAACUGCUGAUCAACAUCACUGAACAUGAGCUGGUUCCAGAACAUGUUGUAAUGACCAAAGAAGAGGUGACAGAAUUACUGGCAAGAUAUAAACUGAGGGAGAGUCAGCUUCCAAGAAUACAAGCUGGAGAUCCUGUAGCUCGCUAUUUUGGAAUUAAGCGAGGCCAGGUGGUGAAGAUCAUUCGGCCCAGUGAAACAGCCGGGCGGUACAUCACCUACAGGCUGGUGCAGUAGCCAGAAAUUGCUGUAUAAGCUUGGCUGAAGCUCUUUUUACCUUACACUGGAGACUGCUGAUCUGCCUGCUUAACAGUCAUGAGCAUAAGGAAAUACAAAUUGAAGAGAUGCUUCUUAAAUGUGUCUGUUUGAGGCUUUGAACUUCAAGCUUCUAGUCCUUUUCAUCAAACUGGACAUGAAGGAGAAAGGAGUCAGCAGAAGCACAGCAAAUGCCACAUUGAUUUUCCAAACUGGACUCCAUCUUGCUUAUAUAGGCUGGAUGUAUUUGUUGAUACCACAUUUCUGGAAUUCAGAUUAGUUUGGGGUGGUUAAGUAUUUAAGGCAGCAGCAGUUUAUUUCCCGGGUCUGGAUGGAGGAUACUUUAGAAAGCUUCAAAUGGCAGGACUUCCUUUUUCCUUCUAUAGUCUAAGAGCGAGGAGGGGCAGGAGAGCAUUUUUUGGUCUGGAAGACAGAGGAACUCCAUUGGAUGUGGCCUUUUGUGGGGGGAGAGUGGAGGUUCUAAGGAUUAAACCGGGGGAAUGGGCUGCAAAUCUGAGUGGCUCAUGGGGAUGCAAAACAAGGUGUUGGGGGUCAUCUGUAAUCAGGGACUGCUCACUUUUGUCUUGGAGAAUAGACUUGUAGAAACUCUGGAAAGAUCUCUGGAUUCUUCAGAAGGUCCCUAUUACCUUCCAUGUUCUUCUAACUAUUGCUGAGUUAUUGCUUAAGACGGAGCUUGCUCAGUGGUCCAGACUUCUGGUUUUAAUAAACAUUAGAGAUGUGUUUUA